GCGCCUGCGCAGAGAGCGAUGCAAGUGGGGAGGGGGGCGGCCAAGGAGCAAACGAGCAAGGGAGGGUUUAUCGGGCGGCCGAUUUUGAUUAAAAUAUUCAAAAUGGCGGACGGAGGAGCAGCGAGUCAAGAUGAGAGUUCGGCGGCGGCGGUGGCGGCAGCAGACUCAAGAAUGAACACUCCGUCAGAAACCAGUAAACCUGUAAAAAUGGAGAGUGGUGAUGGAGACACAGGCACACAGACAAAUGGCCUGGACUUUCAGAAACAGACUGUGCCUGUCGCGGGGGCAAUAUCUACAGCCCAGGCCUUCCUUGGACACCUUCAUCAGGUUCAGCUCCCUGGAUCAAGUUUACAGGCUGCUGCCCAGUCCUUAAAUGUACAGUCUAAAUCUAAUGAAGAAUCCGGGGACAGUCAGCAGCCAAACCAGCCUUCCCAGCAGCCUUCAGUACAGGCAGCCAUACCCCAGACCCAGCUCAUGCUGGCCGGAGGACAGAUCACUGGGCUCACGUUAACGCCAGCCCAGCAGCAAUUAUUGCUACAACAGGCACAGGCACAGUUGCUGGCAGCUGCAGUGCAGCAUUCAGCCAGUCAGCAGCACAAUGCUGCAGGCGCCACCAUCUCAGCUUCUGCUGCAACGCCCAUGACACAGAUCCCUCUAUCUCAACCAAUACAAAUUGCACAGGAUUUGCAGCACCUGCAGCAGCUUCAGCAACAGAAUCUCAACCUGCAACAGUUUGUGUUGGUGCAUCCAACAACCAACUUGCAACCAGCACAGUUCAUCAUCUCACAAACGCCGCAGGGGCAGCAGGGUCUCCUGCAAGCGCAGAAUCUUUUAACGCAACUACCUCAGCAAAGCCAAGCCAACCUCCUGCAGUCUCAGCCAAGCAUCACUUUCACCUCUCAGCAGCCAGCAACCCCAACACGCACAAUAGCAGCGACCCCUAUUCAGCCACUUCCACAGAGCCAGUCAACACCAAAGCGAAUUGAUACCCCUAGCUUGGAAGAGCCCAGUGAUCUUGAGGAGCUUGAGCAAUUUGCCAAGACUUUCAAACAAAGACGGAUCAAACUUGGAUUCACUCAGGGUGAUGUUGGGCUCGCUAUGGGUAAACUCUAUGGAAAUGACUUCAGUCAAACUACUAUCUCUCGCUUUGAAGCCUUGAACCUCAGCUUUAAGAACAUGUGCAAGUUAAAACCACUUCUGGAAAAAUGGCUCAAUGAUGCAGAAAACCUUUCAUCUGAUUCAGCUCUCUCCAGCCCAAGUGCCCUAAAUUCCCCAGGGCUGGGGAUUGAAGGCUUGAACCGCAGGAGGAAGAAACGCACCAGCAUAGAGACCAACAUACGUGUGGCCUUAGAGAAGAGUUUCCUGGAGAACCAAAAGCCUACCUCGGAAGAGAUCACCAUGAUAGCUGAUCAGCUGAACAUGGAAAAAGAGGUGAUCCGCGUUUGGUUCUGUAACCGGCGCCAGAAGGAGAAAAGGAUUAACCCACCUAGUAGUGGUGGAACCAGCAGCUCGCCCAUCAAAGCAGUUUACCCUUGCCCAACUUCAUUGGUGGCAACCACGCCAAGCCUUGUCACAAGCAGUGCAGCUACAACCCUGACUGUCAACCCUGUGCUCCCGCUAACCAGUGCAGCUGUAACUAGUUUGGCAGUCACAGGCGCCACAGAAACUAUCCCCAACAACACAGCAACUGUGAUUUCUACAGCUCCCCCAGCUUCCUCAGCAGUGACAUCACCCUCUCUGAGUCCCUCUCCUUCUGCCUCCGCUUCCACUUCUGAGGCAUCUAGUGCCAGUGAGACCAGCACAACGCAGACAGCCUCCACCCCCAUGUCCUCAGCAAUUGGGACCAGCCAGGUGAUGGUAACUGCUUCUGGGUUACAAACAGCAGCAGCAGCAGCAGCAGCGCUGCAAGGAGCUGCACAGUUGCCUGCAAAUGCAAGUCUUGCUGCCAUGGCAGCAGCAGCAGGACUAAAUCCAGGCUUGAUGGCAUCCUCACAGUUUGCAGCUGGAGGUGCCUUACUCAGUCUCAAUCCAGGGACACUAGGCGGUGCUCUCAGUCCAGCUCUGAUGAGUAACAGUACACUGGCAACUAUUCAAGCUCUUGCAUCUGGUGGCUCUCUUCCAAUAACAUCACUGGAUGCAACUGGGAACUUGGUAUUUGCCAAUGCUGGAGGUACACCAAACAUCGUAACUGCCCCACUGUUCCUGAACCCUCAGAACCUUUCACUGCUCACCAGCAACCCAGUUAGCUUGGUCUCUGCGGCUGCAGCUUCCGCAGGGGCCUCUGGACCAGUUGCCAGCCUUCAUGCCACCUCCACCUCAGCAGAGUCUAUCCAGAACUCUCUCUUCACAGUGGCCUCGGCCAGUGGGGCUGCCUCCACCACUACUACUGCCUCCAAGGCGCAGUGAGUUGGACUGAGCUGUGCUACCGCUAGCCUAUUUUACUCUGCAGUGAGAUUGGCUGCCAGCUGGGUUUGUAAACUGCAAAAUGUGAUUGGUUUCCUCUCGCCAUGUUGCUGGGGACAAGGGAGAGAAGGAAAAAUACAAAAAAACAAGAAGAAGGAUUUAAAACUGGGACAAACAUUUGCCUAAUUUUAUAAUAAACACUGUCUUUUCAGGAUUGCUUCAUUGACUGGAGAACUUUCUAACCAAAAAUAUAAAAAACAAAAAAGGACUACUUAUCAUUUCCAGCAGUCUCAAUGACAAGUUAAGGUGGGAUAUCAACUCAAACAUAGGAACAGGAUUUCUUCUUUCUUUAUGAUCUAAAUAUCUUUUUUUUAAUUAUCAUUUAUUGGUCUGUUGUACAGGCCAUAAUGUCAUACAAGGUGUUUAUAAUCUUAUCAAUCGUGUUGGGGGUUCCUUUCUUAACUGGUACAAUUUAGGCAGGCCUGUAUUACUGAUUUAUCUCUUUAUGAUGAUUAUUAUUAUUUUUAUAUAUAUAUGGACGCAUUUGUCUGCUCCUGGAACAGUUUCAGUGAGCUUCCAUGCCACACAGAGGGAAGAGGGAAGAGAGGGGAGCAUGUGAAUUGUUCUUUAGUUUCCUUUUCCUUGGCGGUAUGUUUUUGAGGAUUCUCUCAGAGGUCUUGGCGGCUAAGUGAACAUACAGAGGGUAAUGUGCAAAGAUAGUCCAUGCUUGUGAGGUGGGGAGUUCUGUUUGGACAGCAAUUUGCUCGGGAUAUUUGGGCCAAAUCUAGCUCUCAUUUGCACGUCUUUGGCUCCUGUUGAUGCCAAAGGAGGAAGGAUUUGGCCUGGAGGAUCUGUCUUCAACACCUGUGCUGGCCGCUCUCUUAUCUCAUAAUUGCAUGGAAAUGGCCACUUUACUACUUUGGGAAUAUUUCUGUUAUUUACUUUCUCAGGAGCUGCCUGUAUUGGUGAUAAUUCAUAUGCAUCCAUUGAACCUUCCUACCAGCUAUUUGGCAUAGGAUUUCUAAACACUGCAUUGGCUCAUCUCUGAGAACAUGUUUUUCUCUUAUCUCCAGUAUGAUUGUAAUGAAAAUGUGUUCAAUUUAAAACAUUUCUAUUCUAGAAGUAAACUGGGUCAUGUGAACAAGUACUGCUUUAUGCCAACACAGCAGUUCUUCCUGCAUUCUAAAUAGUUUGUAGUGUUCUUUGACACUGUCCGCUGCUCUGGAAAAAGGUUGUAAGAAAUUAUCUGAAAGCUGGCCAGCCUGCUGUGGAAAGCGCUGUCUUCCUGGUGAACACUGGCAUGUUGCAUGUGUCUUACUAUAUUUCAUACUAUUUCUGGUAGAUGCUGCUGCUAGCUAGAUCAUUUAUGGCAGUAAUAAACACCUCUGCUAGAGAGGGGAAAACUGUUUCCAAGCAAAGUAACAAGUGGCAUGUGCAAACAGCUGCUGACAAUGGAUGAGAGAGAUUGAGGAGACAGAGAUUAAUUUAAAUGUUAUAAUGGUCUGAACCUCAGUCUUCUCGACUGAGAAGAGAUUGGAUCACUGCAGUGUACUUUGAAUUCUCCUAUCUCUUUUUAAGAUUAAUUGGAAAAUACCUUCAGGGAGGAGGAGCUGCCCAGUGUUUCUUUUCACUAAGCCUGGGAAGUGGGGUAUUGCAGCACUCACGUAAUUAUGUUGCAUUUCCUGCCAAAGGUAAUAUUUUAACCUCUGACCACCUGAUCUCGUAAUGAGAGUAACUUUAUUUGCAAUGCCUUCUCUGGCUGAUGACUCGAAUUCAUGGAGCUGGCAUUACUGCUCAACUGGCAGAAAUCUUUGUCUCUUCUCCACAUCUCAUCAUGCUGUUUGUUCUCUGUUCAUCUCUGAAUCUCCAACUUCCUGUUUCACAAGCUAUUUAAAAAUUAUUCUUCCUAAAACUUUAAAAACUUGUGAACUGUAAGCAGGGAAAUGAUCAAAUGUCCGUCCAUCGUCUUAUGUGUGUUUGAUUUUUUUUAAUGUUUUAUUUUUAAAAAACUAAGCUUGAACCAAAGUCAAUUUCUAGCAAGCUGCUGUACUAAUGGACUAGUUUGUAUAAGUGCAGUUCGGAUGCAGAGAGGUGAUAGAUGCUACUGACAAUUUCUUUUCAUUUUUUAAUUUUAUAUAAAAAUUGCUGCUUGUUUUAAUUUGGGGGGGAGGGUCUUUUGUAUAUCCUUGGGGCAGACAAAAUCUCAACUAAUUUCCGUGGUCUGGUGUGUAAAUAGAAUGGCAAUGGCAGAUGGUUACUACUCCAGCUGUUCCCACAUCCUCCUUAACAGUUAGGCUCAAUCUAAAUACUGUGGUGUGACUGUCUCCAUGAUUUCAGUCUCAGUUUAAAAUUAUAGGGCUAUGAAUAAUACUGUAUGUUAAGACUUUAAGUGGCCCGUAGCAAGAACUUGGAGUAAUCGAAUGUAUGAAAGGAUGGCAGAGGAGAGACAGGUACCCACUAUGUUGGUCUAGAGGCCAUAGAGUUGACUAAUUUCUACCAAAGGAAAUAUGAAUCCCAUGGAUGUUUUUUGUCCAUAUAAAUUAGAUUUAUGUUACUUGUGUUCUUUGGCACACACGUGUACACAUACAGACUUGCAUGUGUAUAUAUUUUAAUUGAUAGAGGAGAUGGUGAUGACUUCUGGACUAUGGCAUUUGUUCACCUAUGAAUUUCAAACAUCAAGAAGAAAGCCCUUCGUAUUUAUGUAAAAAAAAAAACAGAACAUGGUCCUUUAAAUUAUCAUAAAACAUCUCUCCAGGAUUCAGAGAAGUUGUGUGUUCAGUUGGCUAGCUAGAGUUUCUCGUGUUCACUGUUUGUGGUUAGAGGGCAUGGCGAAUCUGGAACAAUAAUGUAGCUCAGAUGAUGGCUUUAAAAAGCUUGCUGUUGUUGUGGCCACAUAAUGUUGAUGUGAGCACCUUUAACCCUUUUUUUCUCUUAGCACCGUGUCAUGUUCAAAGAUGACCAUGCUCCUGGGAGAUUUCAUAGCAAGUUCUUAAGAAAGAAAGACAGAAAGAAAGAAGCACAAAAAAUCCUGAAACUGGAGCGGUUUAGUUGAAUUGUGUUCAUAUUAUUGUCCAUAUUCCAUUCCCCAUAUUGCUCACACCUAAUGCAUUGAUGCUCUCUCAUGAGACUGACUAUAUCUUUCUCCCAACAGCACAGAGAUACCAGGGUCUAAAUGGCUGUCACUAUUUCUUGUUGAUCUUGGCCAUAUAUUUCACAUGACUAUAUUAAUAUGCAUACAUGUACACAUUUUAGAGCAGCCAUCCCCAUCCUGGUGACCUCCAGAUGUUUUGAAGCAUAGCUCCCAUCAGCCCCAGCCAUUUGGGGAAGCCUGUUCUAUGGAUAAUCCUUUUCUGUAAUAUAGCGAUACUUACUUUAGCAAGAAAUCAGAUCCAGACAAUUGGAAAAUCUGCCUGGGAACUUCAUAGUUACAAUAAAUUUUUUAUUAUCACAAAGUUACAAGUUGACAGCCACAGAAGUCAUGAACAUUCUAGUAGUAGGGAAAACCUUCUGGUAGUCACUACAAAGUGCAAUUUCUGUAAUCCAUAACACUGUAUGACUCCUGUGUCCUAAUAUCCAAGUACUGACCACUGUUCCAUUACCCCAUUAGUUGAGAAAUUUGUCCAGCACUCCCAACAUUCUAGAAAAUGUUAAUUUUUAUUUUCAUCUUUUCAUGCAUAGGUCAUUCA
This is a messenger RNA of Rhineura floridana, 6089 nucleotides long. RefSeq names its product POU class 2 homeobox 1 (gene POU2F1). Gene Ontology annotation, biological process: regulation of transcription by RNA polymerase II. Gene Ontology annotation, molecular function: DNA-binding transcription factor activity, RNA polymerase II-specific; RNA polymerase II cis-regulatory region sequence-specific DNA binding. The record is from RefSeq and is a predicted model, not a curated record. Gene Ontology annotation, cellular component: nucleus. NCBI's taxonomy places the organism in Eukaryota, Metazoa, Chordata, Lepidosauria, Squamata, Rhineuridae. The transcript has 16 exons. Bases 19 to 2406 code for a protein of 795 amino acids.